ACAUACAGCUCGAUUCCAAAAAAACGCACACGGCAAGCGUGUCCUCGGAGCGCACGCCCUGCUGGAACUCCUCUCGCUCAUGCUCCUGUCGUAACGACUCAAGCGGCAGCCUCGACGACCAAAGGCUUCAGCCAACUUCCCGCCCCCCAACCCCCCCUGAUUGCCUGUCGCAACACGACCCUCCUCAGCAAAGCGCCAUGCCGCGCAGGAGGAGGCCGCCGCGCGCUGGCGCCAUGGCCGAGCUCCCGCCCUUGAGGAUCGCCACUCAGAUUGCGACUCUGCAGGCUCUUUACUACGUCGGCGCCAUCAUCCUCAUGCUCUUUACGGCCCUCGUCGCCGGCAUCUCGUUUACUCUUGAUGUCGUCUUCGGCUGGGAUGCCGUCAGGGGAGACACAACACAAGGCUGGCUCUGUGGAUUCGUCUUGGUCCUCGAUGGCGGGUUUUGCAUGGCGAUAGCCAUUAUCCUUCUCGUUUCCCGCUCGAAGCUUGUGCCCGACUUUGCCGUUACCAUCCAUGCCCUUCAUCUUGUCAUUACAACGCUGUACACUGGUCGCGUGCCCCGCAACGCCAUGUGGUGGGCCUGCAUGAUGGCAUCUGCAGGAUUAUGCGCCGCACUCGGCGUCUGGGGCUCGAGAUAUCGUGAGCUGCGCCCCAUAUACUUUGGCGGCAGUGGUGGUGGCGGUGGUAAUGGAACUGGUGGCAGACCUGGAGCGGGUGAUGAUUUGCAGUCAAACGGGGGGGGCCCAGUGGAAGGUGAUGAGGAGCAAGGGUUUUCGAGGGGAAGGGGGCGAGGUAGGGGAAGAGACGGAACAGGAGAGUAUGAAAUGUUAGGCAUCAAGACGGCUGAUUAG
Verticillium dahliae VdLs.17 is the source of this 851-nucleotide messenger RNA. RefSeq lists its product as uncharacterized. Gene Ontology annotation, cellular component: Golgi membrane; trans-Golgi network. Gene Ontology annotation, biological process: Golgi to plasma membrane protein transport; protein localization to Golgi apparatus; Golgi to endosome transport. NCBI's taxonomy places the organism in Eukaryota, Fungi, Ascomycota, Sordariomycetes, Glomerellales, Plectosphaerellaceae. Bases 198 to 851 code for a protein of 217 amino acids. The transcript is spliced from 2 exons. The record is from RefSeq and is a predicted model, not a curated record.